Cyprinus carpio (common carp) is the source of this 2598-nucleotide messenger RNA. Its product is annotated as extracellular calcium-sensing receptor-like. Lineage: Eukaryota; Metazoa; Chordata; Actinopteri; Cypriniformes; Cyprinidae. Gene Ontology annotation, molecular function: G protein-coupled receptor activity. The record is from RefSeq and is a predicted model, not a curated record. Gene Ontology annotation, biological process: G protein-coupled receptor signaling pathway. Gene Ontology annotation, cellular component: membrane.
AUGUGGAUAGCUCUAAACAUCUGCCUGUAUCUGUCCCUGAACUAUGUCUCUGCAGCUUCAAUCCUCAGACCACAUAAUUGUCAGCUUCAGGGACGCUUCAGGAUUAACGGGGUGUACCAGGAUGGAGAUGUUAUACUUGGAGGCCUGUUUGAGGUUCACUUAUUCACAGUGUUCCCCGAGCUCAGCUUCAGAACAGAGCCAGAUCCACCAUACUGUGAAAAAUUUAAUAUGGAAAGCUUCCAGCAUGCACAGACCAUGGCUUAUGCUAUAGAUGAGAUCAAUAAGAAUCCAAACCUGUUGCCUAACAUCACUCUUGGAUACCAUCUUUAUGACAACUGUGUGAUGCUAGGAAUGGCAUUCCGUGCUGCCAUAUCCCUGGCUAGUGGAACAGAGGAGUCCUUCUCCAACCUCAACUGCACUGGCCCUCCUCCGGUCAUUGGGAUUGUAGGGGAUCCAAGUUCAACUCCUUCCAUUGCAAUUUCCAGUGUUCUGGGGCUGUUUCGUGUACCUAUAAUAAGUCACUACGCCACCUGCUCCUGUUUGAGUGACAAAACAAAGUACCCCUCUUUCUUCAGAACAAUCCCCAGUGAUGCCUUCCAGGUGCGGGCUAUGGUUCAAAUCUUGAGGCAUUUUGGAUGGACAUGGGUUGGUCUCCUCUACAGUGAUGACGACUACGGAAUCUAUGCUUAUUUGUCCUUCAAGCAGGAAAUGCAGCUGUUUGGAGGUUGUGUUGCUUUUUCUGAAAUCCUGCCCAAUGAUAACAACCCCAGAAAUAUUCAACGUAUAAUGGGAGUUAUUCAGUCCUCUACUGCUAGAGUGGUGGUUGUUUUUUCUACUUUAUCCUAUCUGCUGCCUUUGAUGGAUGCGGUGGUUUUGCAAAACUUGACAGGCAGACAGUGGAUUGCCAGUGAAGCUUGGGCCACUGCACCCGUAUUUCAGACUCCACAUUUCCUGCCCUUCCUGAGGGGCACACUAGGCAUUGCUAUCAGGCGUGGGGAGAUACAGGGACUUUAUGAGUUUCUGUUACAUCUUCGUCCCAGCAAUGAUCCAAAAAACAAUAUGUUGAGGAUCUUCUGGGAGAACAUGUUUUUGUGCAGUUUUGAAACAGAGAUCCAUGAACAACAAAUUAAAAAGGUGUGUACAGGACAGGAGGAUUUGAAAGCCACAUACACAACAUACACUGAUGUUUCAGGGUUGCGAGCAGCUUAUAAUGUCUAUAAGGCAGUUUAUGCCCUGGCACAUGCACUUCAUGACCUGAUGCAGUGUGAAGAGGGGAGAGGACCAUUCAGUGGGAACAGCUGUGCUGACACAAUCAACCUGAAACCCUGGCAGCUGGUCCACUACCUUAAGAAAGUGAAUUUCACCACAGGCUUUGGGGAUCAAGUGUCAUUUGAUAAAAAUGGUGAUGCUUUGGCCAUCUAUGAUGUGUUGAAUUGGCACCCUAGCUAUGAUGGAUCAGUAAGGGUCCAAGCAGUUGGUGUAGUAAAUGAAGGUUCGACAACAGGGAUGGUGCUGACACUGGAUGAGGAUGCAAUUUACUGGAACUUUGAGCCAAAAAAUCCCCCACGAUCUGUGUGCAGUGAGAGCUGUCCCCCAGGAACCAGACAAGCCACAAGGAAGGGCCUUCCUGUCUGUUGCUUUGACUGCAUGCCAUGUGGAGAUGGAGAGAUUUCUAAUAAAACAGAUGCUAUUGAGUGCACAGUGUGUCCAGAUGAGUUCUGGUCCAAUCCAGAAAAGGAUCAGUGUGUCCCAAGAAUAGUUGAAUUUCUGUCCUAUGAGGAUCCUCUGGGCAUCUCUCUGACCACUGCUUCCCUGCUUGGCACCUGCAUCUGUGCUGUUGUGAUGGUCAUCUUCUGUCAUCACCAUAACACUCCAAUUGUACGAGCAAACAAUUCAGAGCUCAGUUUCCUGCUGCUGUUGUCACUCAAAAUGUGUUUCCUGUGUGUGCUACUGUUCAUUGGCCAGCCACAGUUGUGGACGUGUCAGUUAAGACAUGCUGUGUUUGGCAUAAGCUUUGUGCUGUGCAUUUCCAGCAUCCUGGUAAAGACUAUGGUGGUAAUAGCUGUGUUCAAGUCAUCUCGACCAGAGGGCAGAAGUGCAAUGAAAUGGUUUGGAGCAGCUCAACAAAGAUGCACAGUUCUGGUCCUUACCGCACUUCAAGUUGUGAUAUGUGCAGUCUGGUUAUCAACUGCCUCUCCAACACCACAUAAAAACAACCAGUAUAUCCGCUCUAAAAUAGUGUAUGAAUGUGCUAUUGGCUCAGUGGCUGUUUUUUCUAUGCUGCUGGGAUACAUUGGCCUUUUAGCAGCCGUAAGCUUCCUGUUAGCCUUCCUAGUGAGAAAUCUUCCAGAUAAUUUUAAUGAAGCAAAGUUCAUCACUUUUAGCAUGUUGAUCUUCUGUGCUGUGUGGAUUGCAUUUGUUCCAGCAUAUGUGAGCUCUCCAGGUAAAUAUGCAGUAGCUGUGGAGAUUUUUGCCAUUCUAGCUUCUAGUUUUGGAUUAUUGGUGGCAAUAUUUGCCCCAAAGUGCUAUAUUAUCCUUGUUCACCCAGAAAGAAACACUAAAAAAGCCAUCAUGGGAAGAGAAACACAAAAUAAAUAG